AUGGUAGCGCAACCUCCCUCAAAGGGCCCACGCAUCCCGGAGACCGCGGCGGAACAAUCCACACCCUCAACAAAUAACGCCGACCUGCAACAGAUCGGCCUCGACGAUCAAGAGCUGGCCGAGGACGAGGUGCCCCCUCCUGCUUAUGGCGAUUAUUAUGGCGAGAUCCACGAUGAAAAGAAUAGUACGGGCACCAGUGCCCAGCUCACCGACGACGGCCGUGUCGCCAUCCGCAUCAAUCAAUUCAAUCGCCAUCUGUCCCGGAUUAUUGCUCCCGCUCUACAUCAGCACGUCCAGGAUGUUGAAGACAGUCGCCCGCUCCCUCCCCCAUACAUUCCUCCUUCCCUGGGAGGCGACCCGUCAGUUCGUCCACCUCCGCCCUUGAACAUAGUCAUCCAGGUCGUGGGCUCUCGCGGAGAUGUACAACCCUUCGUUGCCUUGGGAAAAGUCCUGAAAGACGUCUACGGCCACCGUGUACGUCUGGCGACUCACUCCAACUUUGAGGACUUUGUUCAGCAGCAUGGCCUGGAAUUCUUCAGCAUUGGCGGCGACCCUACCCGGUUGAUGGCCUUCAUGGUCAAGAAUCCCGGCUUGAGGCCGGGAUUUCGUAGCGUAAUGAGCGGAGAUAUCGGCCAGCAAAGAAAACAUGUUGCCGAAUAUAUUCAGGGCUGCUGGCGGUCCUGUUAUAGAGCCAAUGAUGGAACUGAUGAUGACCUUUCCGAGUCCUCAGGCAGCGAUUCUGGCUCUAGGCCUAUAGCAAAACACUUUGUUGCCGAUUGUAUCAUCGCCAACCCCCCGAGUUUUGCCCACAUCCAUUGCGCAGAGAAGCUCGGCAUCCCGCUCCAUAUCAUGUUCACUAUGCCAUAUUCCCCUACCCAGGCCUUUCCUCAUCCUCUAGCCAACAUUCAAGCCUCGAAUGCCGACCCUCAACUGAACAAUUACAUCAGCUAUGCCCUGAUUGAACUACUCUCUUGGCAGGCCCUCGGUGAUAUCAUCAAUCGAUUUCGUGUAAAGUGUCUCGGUUUGGAUCCCGUAAGUACCAUCUGGGCCCCCGGGAUGCUUCAGCGUCUUAGAAUCCCUCACACCUACUGCUGGUCUCCGGCCCUGAUACCCAAACCGAAAGACUGGGGCUCUCACAUAUCGAUCUCCGGAUUCUACUUUCUCGACAUGGCCUCUGAUUAUACACCUGCUCGUGACUUACAAGCAUUUCUCAACGCCGGUCUCCCUCCCAUCUACAUAGGAUUCGGGAGCAUCGUUUUGGAUGACCCCAACACGCUGACGGAAGUCAUUUUCGCCGCCGUGAGAAAGACUGGCCAACGUGUGCUCCUUUCAAAAGGCUGGGGAGGUAUGGGCGCAGAUGAGCUUUGUAUCCCCGAUGGCGUCUUCAUGCUUGAUAACGUGCCACACGACUGGCUCUUCAAGCAUGUCUCGUGCGUCGUGCACCAUGGUGGCGCGGGAACCACGGCGGCAGGCAUCGCCGCAGGCCGGCCGACUGCGGUCGUUCCCUUCUUUGGAGACCAGCCUUUUUGGGGCGCCAUGAUCGCGCGAGCAGGCGCAGGCCCCAAUCCGAUCCCUCACAAACAACUCACGGUAGACAAACUAGCUGAGGCCAUCAACUUCUGUCUGACCCCCAGAUGCCUGGAGCGCGCCAGAGAACUCGCAAGCAAGAUCGCGGCAGAGAGAGGCAGCGACACGGGUGCUCAGUCGUUCCAUCAAUUCCUCGACCUUGACCGGCUCCGCUGCACUCUCGCACCAUCCCGACCUGCUGCGUGGCGCAUCAGGCGUACCAAGGUCAGGCUGAGUGCUUUUGCUGCCUGUACUUUGGCGAAUGCAGGGCUGUUAGAUUUCGAUGACUUGAAGCUCUUCAGACCACAAGAACAUUACACCGACGAGGGUCCCUGGGAUCCUAUCUCCGGAGGUUUUACAGCAUUUGUGAGGGCUUUCGGCGGCAUGACGAGGGGGCUAGCUGAUAUUCCGUCGGAGACAUGGAGAGCUUUACAGAUGCCGGCUGGGCGGAGCCGACAGCAGUCCCAAGCAUCGGCAUCGACAACCGGGAGCAGGAGUGAGAUCUCGCAUGUGGUGGAAAGAUCGAAUUCGUCGAUUUCAUCUAGACGAAGUAAGCAGAGCUUCGUCAGAGAGGACUCUCCCACUCUUGCUUGGAACCCUUCCAAUAUCUCCGGUCGGUCAACUCCAACUUCGAACGUGCCCACACAAGGCCAGUCAGAUCCCAGACAAGAUGAUCCUGGCCGAGGUCCAUCCCGCAGUCGGAAUGGAUCUAACGCUGGCAAACAACCCGACAUGCUCCGUCCGACUGGCGUGCAUGUGAGCAAAGGUGCUGGGCGUUUCGUCAAGGCGGUUGUGCAGGGACCUGUGGAUAUUUCAGUGAAUUUCGCGAAAGGCUUUCACAAUAUGCCUAGGCUUUGGGGAGACGACACCGUACGCCCUCAAGAAAGGGUUAGCGAUUUCAAGUCAGGCGUCAAGGCAGUAGGAAGGGAGUUUGGCUAUGGCUGGUACGAUGGCGUCACUGGCCUAGUCGCUCAGCCCUGGAAAGGCGCCCAGAAAGGGGGUGCCAGCGGCUUUGUCAAAGGAAUUGGCAAAGGAAUCGGGGGAUUUAUCGCUAAGCCGGGCGCAGCCUUUUUUGGUAUCCUGGGCCAUACGAUGCAGGGGGUCAGCAAAGAGGUGCAGAAAAUGUUCGGCAGCGAUGUGCAGAGCUAUAUCAUCACAUCUAGGGCAGCUCAAGGGUAUGAGGAGUGGCUGCAGGGCUCCGAAGCAGAAAAGCAAGACGUCAUCGCUCGCAGUGCAGAUGCUUGGACCCAAGAUCUCACCAGCACCACGCUCGACAUGGGUGGUUCACAGUCACCUCUGCAUGCUGCCAACACGUGGCCCGGACGACCGUGGGAAGCGGCUGAAGCCACGUCGAGCGGAGACGCAGUAGAUGAUGAUGAUAUGGACCUCGUGUCUAGGCUCCAGCCGCAACGACACGUUCACCAGACAGAUCGGGGUCUGCGUGACGAGAAAACGCCACAAGAGAAAACGGAAGAAGAGGUUGUGAUAGAGUACAUCAAGAAGCAGAGUCUGUUGGAAGUGCAACACCAAAACAAAGGUAAGGGUCAUGAAACAGCGAUAGAGUAUGAAGAUGAUGAGGACGAGGACUUGCAGAAAGCGUUGAAGUUGAGCAUGCAAGAACACGGGCACCAGUACAGAUAG
Molecule: messenger RNA, 3207 nt
Organism: Penicillium cinerascens
Lineage: Eukaryota; Fungi; Ascomycota; Eurotiomycetes; Eurotiales; Aspergillaceae
Product: glycosyltransferase
Exons: 2
Coding region: 1-3207 (1068 amino acids)
Biological process (GO): carbohydrate metabolic process
Molecular function (GO): UDP-glycosyltransferase activity; hexosyltransferase activity
Source: RefSeq, a predicted model, not a curated record